CGAGCCGGGCGCGGGGCGCCGCCCCAGCUCUGAACCCCGAGCCCGCGCCGGCACCAUGCGCGCCGAGCCGGCGUGACCGGCGCCGCCCGCAGCCUCCCCGCGCGUUGCGCCCGCACCCUCGCCGGGCACAGUCGGCCACACAGAGCGGCGCCCGGGAGCUAUGAGCCAUGAAGCCGCCCGGCAGCAGCUCCCGGCGGCCGUCCGCGGCGCGCUGCAGUCCACUCGGAGCCUCCUGCGGCUCUCACGGCCGCCCAGCCGGCCCUGCGCCAGCCCGCACCGUCGCCCGCGCGCCGCCCGGCCGCCUGCUCCUCGUCCUUCUACUGCCUGCGCUCGUCGCCUCGUCCCGGCCCCGCGCCUCGGGGACUGCUGCAGCCAGCGCUCCGCACUGGAAUGAAACUGCAGAAAAAAAAUUGGAAGUCCUGGCAGACGAAGACAGUACAUUGCAACAGAACAGCAGCAGUAAUAUCAGUUACAGCAAUGCGAUGCAGAAAGAAAUCACACUACCUUCGAGACUCAUAUAUUACAUCAACCAAGACUCAGAAAGUCCCUACCAUGUUCUUGACACUAAAGCGAGACACCAGCAAAAACAUAACAAGGCUGUCCACCUGGCCCAGGCAAGUUUCCAGAUUGAAGCCUUUGGCUCCAAAUUCAUUCUUGACCUCACACUGAACAAUGGUCUGCUGUCUUCUGAUUAUGUGGAGAUUCAUUAUGAAAAUGGAAAACCACAGUUUUCUAAGGGUGGAGAGCACUGUUACUAUCAUGGAAACAUCAGAGGCAUCAAGGACUCCAAGGCGGCUCUGUCCACAUGCAAUGGACUUCAUGGCAUGUUUGAGGAUAGUACCUAUGUAUACAUGAUAGAACCACUGGAGCUGCUUCAUGAUGAGAAGAGCACAGGUCGGCCACAUAUAAUCCAGAAGACCUUGGCAGGGCAAUAUUCUAAGCAAAUGAAGAAUCUUAGCACGGAAAUCAAUGACCAGUGGCCCUUUUUAUCUGAAUUACAGUGGUUGAAAAGGAGAAGAAAGAGAGCAGUGAAUCCAUCUCGUGGUGUAUUUGAAGAAAUGAAAUAUUUAGAACUUAUGAUUGUUAAUGAUCAUAAAACGUAUAAGAAAUAUCGCUCUUCUCAUGCUCAUACCAACAACUUUGCUAAGUCUGUGGUCAACCUUGUGGAUUCUAUCUACAAGGAGCAGCUCAACACUAGGGUGGUCCUGGUGGCCGUGGAGACCUGGACUGAGAAAGAUCACAUUGACAUCACCACCAACCCCGUGCAGAUGCUGCAUGAGUUCUCCAAGUACCGGCAACGCAUCAAGCAGCACGCCGAUGCUGUGCACCUCAUCUCGCGUGUGACGUUUCACUACAAGAGAAGCAGUCUGAGUUUCUUUGGAGGUGUCUGUUCUCGCACAAGAGGAGUUGGUGUGAAUGAGUAUGGUCUUCCAAUGGCAGUGGCACAAGUAUUAUCGCAAAGCCUGGCUCAAAACCUUGGAAUCCAAUGGGAACCUUCUAGCAGAAAGCCAAAAUGUGACUGCACAGAAUCCUGGGGCGGCUGCAUCAUGGAGGAAACUGGGGUGUCCCAUUCCCGCAAGUUCUCAAAGUGCAGCAUUUUGGAGUAUAGAGACUUUCUGCAGAGAGGUGGGGGAGCCUGUCUGUUCAACAGACCAACCAAGCUGUUUGAGCCAACUGAGUGUGGAAAUGGCUACGUAGAACCUGGGGAGGAAUGUGAUUGUGGUUUCCAUGUGGAAUGCUACGGACUGUGCUGUAAGAAAUGCUCCCUGUCCAAUGGGGCGCACUGCAGCGAUGGGCCCUGCUGCAACAACACGUCCUGUCUUUUUCAGCCACGUGGGUAUGAAUGCCGGGAUGCUGUGAAUGGGUGCGACAUCACUGAAUAUUGUACUGGAGAUUCCGGCCAGUGCCCACCAAAUCUUCAUAAGCAAGAUGGAUAUGCAUGCAAUCAAAAUCAGGGCCGCUGCUACAAUGGAGAGUGCAAGACCAGGGACAACCAGUGCCAGUACAUCUGGGGAUCAAAGGCUGCAGGGUCUGACAAGUUCUGUUACGAGAAGUUAAAUACAGAAGGCACUGAGAAGGGGAACUGUGGAAAGGAUGGAGACCGGUGGGUCCAGUGCAGCAAACAUGAUGUGUUCUGUGGAUUUUUACUCUGUACUAAUCUUACUCGUGCUCCGCGCAUUGGUCAACUUCAAGGUGAGAUCAUUCCAACUUCCUUCUACCAUCAAGGCCGAGUGAUUGACUGCAGUGGUGCUCAUGUGGUUUUAGAUGACGAUACAGAUGUGGGAUACGUAGAAGAUGGAACGCCAUGUGGCCCAUCCAUGAUGUGUUUAGAUCGGAAGUGUCUGCAGAUUCAGGCCUUAAAUAUGAGCAGCUGCCCACUUGAUUCCAAAGGCAAGGUCUGCUCGGGCCACGGGGUGUGUAGUAAUGAAGCCACCUGCAUCUGUGAUUUUACCUGGGCAGGAACAGACUGCAGUAUCCGGGAUCCAGUUAGGAACCUUCACCCCCCCAAGGAUGAAGGACCCAAGGGUCCUAGUGCCACCAAUCUCAUAAUAGGCUCCAUCGCUGGUGCCAUCCUGGUAGCGGCUAUUGUCCUUGGGGGCACAGGAUGGGGAUUUAAAAAUGUCAAGAAGAGGAGGUUUGAUCCGAGCCAGCAAGGCCCUAUCUGAGUCAGCUGCACUGGAAGGCCUUUACCUUGUGCUGUUGGAUUCUGGGUAUGACGUACUUACAUCAACGUUGCCAGAACUCUUAAGUCAAUAAGCAACAAUAUUGAGUGGUGAUGGCUACAGAACUAAGGUUGGGGAGACAGAGAUGGGUCAAAGAAAACUUUUUGGAGAGAAUUUCAAAGAACUCUUCCCAUCACUUGUCAAUUAAAGGGGGAACAAAAGACCAAGACUCUUAAAACAGUUGUUUCAGAAUCUUUUUUUUGUAAUUAAAGGAGGAAAGGAAAACAACAAUAAAAAUUAAGUGCAAUAAAAGAACCAUUAAAAAAAUAGAAAAUUAUUUCCCCCCCUCAGCCUGCUGGCACUUAAUAAUCUUCUAAAUGAUUUGGCAUGAUUUUUCCCCCCUACCAAUGACAAAACUCCAGUGGCAUGAAGAUCUAAUUUUCGAAAGGGUAAAAACUGCAUGGCCUAUAUACAACAACAAGCUAGCAAGUCAAUCCUCAGCAAAACCUGCAACUGAAUUC
This is a messenger RNA of Elephantulus edwardii (Cape elephant shrew), 3184 nucleotides long. RefSeq names its product ADAM metallopeptidase domain 23 (gene ADAM23). The record is from RefSeq and is a predicted model, not a curated record. NCBI's taxonomy places the organism in Eukaryota, Metazoa, Chordata, Mammalia, Macroscelidea, Macroscelididae. The transcript is spliced from 26 exons. The coding region runs from base 168 to 2666 and encodes 832 amino acids. Gene Ontology annotation, cellular component: presynaptic membrane. Gene Ontology annotation, biological process: proteolysis. Gene Ontology annotation, molecular function: metalloendopeptidase activity.